Molecule: messenger RNA, 1648 nt
Organism: Xylaria bambusicola
Lineage: Eukaryota; Fungi; Ascomycota; Sordariomycetes; Xylariales; Xylariaceae
Product: JAB1/Mov34/MPN/PAD-1 ubiquitin protease-domain-containing protein
Exons: 2
Coding region: 201-1310 (369 amino acids)
Biological process (GO): translational initiation
Cellular component (GO): eukaryotic translation initiation factor 3 complex, eIF3m
Molecular function (GO): translation initiation factor activity; translation initiation factor binding; metallopeptidase activity
Source: RefSeq, a predicted model, not a curated record
CAAUCCCACAAGAAUUGUGAAAAUUCACGGCGACUAGGGAGUGACGAGUGGGCGAGCGAGCCAUCUCUCUAACCAUCAGUCGACCUAAGAAGACGAGCAAGGGACACCACGAUCCUAGUCUCCCACACUCUCCGUGAGCCUCGUUCUUCUUCCACCCCGUCCCCCUUUUCGCAUCACGAUCCCCAUAGCCAUCGCCCAGCAUGGCUGCGACAGAUUCCGGCUCGUUCCUUCAUCUGGCACGGCCUCUUGCGCCCUCCACCUUCAACUUCCAAAACAACCUCGCCCCGCUUAGCGUUAACAUCCAGCCUCAAGCUAUCCUCUCAAUUCUUGACCAUGCCAACCGCCGCGACAUCCCCGCAACACCCACCACAUCGUCGCGCGUCAUCGGCGCCUUGAUAGGAACUAGAUCUGAAGAUGGCAGCGAUAUUUCGGUUGUUUCGUCCUUCGCUAUCCCCCAUACCGAGAACGAGGACCAAGUCGAGGUGGAUGUCGAAUAUCAGAAGAAUAUGUUGUCACUUCACCUCAAGGCGAACCCUCGCGAGACAUUACUCGGUUGGUACACAACGUCGCCAGAACUCAACAGUUUCAGCGCCCUGAUUCAAAACUUCUUUGCUUCUCCCGAGACCGGAACAUUUCCUCACCCGGCUGUUCACUUGACCGUGUCGACUGAGCCCGGCUCCGAUGUUCAACUACGCGCCUACAUAUCCUCUCCCGUGGCUGUCAAUGCUGAACGUGCCGCUGAGAGCUGCCUCUUUGUCCAAGUACCCCACAAGCUUGCAUACAACGAUGCCGAGCGAUCUGCGCUUGACUUGAUUUCGAGCGCCAAGGAUAACGAGACACGCACCGCCCCCGUUGGUUCCGACGUUGAGUCUUUGCUGCGCAGCCUCGAGAGUACAAUAGACCUUCUAGAUCGUACCUCCGAGUUUGUGAGCGCCAUCAUCGACGAGGAGCAGGAACCAAACAACGCUCUAGGGCAGUACCUUAUGAGCGCGCUGGCGCUCGCACCUAAAGUUGACCCGGUCCAAAUUGAAGCCGACUUCAACAACCACGUUCAGGAUGUGCUCAUGGUUAGUUACUUAGCCAAUAGCAUCCGAACCCAGAUCGACCUGAGCCAGCGUCUUGCUACGGCAGUGCUGUCUAGCGAGGACAAAGACGCCAAGGACGGCGAGAAGGGUGAGAGAGGCGAGCGCGGUGAGCGCGGCCAGCGUGGCGGCAAGCGAGGUGGUCGUGGGGGUGGUCGAGGCGGUGGCCAGCAGCGUGAGCCUAGAGAACCUAGGGAGCCCAGGGAGCCAAGAGAACCAACCGAGUGAACACACAACCUCAGUGUAAAAGGUUGAAAAGUACCGACGUGGGAGUGCAAGUUCAUAGAUAUACGAACCACUGCCAGUACUGUCCCUAUAGAUGGGGCAUUUACCCUGGCUUUAGAAUUACCAUACAAGCGGCGAACUAACAAUUUGGGGGUUAGUUAUUUCCAGACCCGGAAAGACAGCCGUAAAAGAAUCAUUGGCUUGCUUUAUGACGAAGAAGGCAGGCAAAAGUCCCCUAGAAAGGAGACACAUUAUUACUGCAGGCGUUCCAUCCGGAUUGGGGAAACCAGAGUAAUAGAUUAGGACGUAUUUGACGAAAUAAAAAUAUGAUCGAUACCUCA